AUGGAGCAUAACAAAUUCGAUAGAAAUGGCAUGGUUUUAGACAGACGGCGAUGGAAAAGUGAAUCUCGCCUGAAAGAUAACAUCAAAAGAUUGUCCACACUCACCAAUUUUAUUUUUUUGUUACUUUUUGUGUCACUGAUUACUAUUGUUGUUCGGUUACAAAGAUUUAUCUGUAGGGAAGAGUUUUCCCAGAUUGCGGACAAUAAUGUCAAAAAUGGGCAGAGUUCGUACAAAGCCUUACUUAUCAACUCCCUCUACAUCACAAACGCAGCCCUUCUGCUACUGCUCCACUUGUUAACAACAAAGGUUUGUUGUUCAAAGAAGAAAGAUGCAACUUAUGCCCAAAAGAAAAGGCAAGUAUACGGGUUGUUGAGCGCGCAGUUGAUCACUAUGUUUUUAUUUUCUGAUUUCUGGUCAACGUUGAAUGAGUACGAAACAAAAUCAAACUUGAAAAACGCUUGGAACAGCAUUCAGGAAGAAUUCCAUUGUUGUGGAGUUGACAAUUAUACCGACUGGUUCCAAAAAAGAUUUGUGAGCCAAAACAGAGAAGAACAAACGAAGAUUAAAAAGAUGGAGAGUGCCGCCACAACAAGCCCUAGAACGAUGGAUCAACUUCCAAGCAGUUGUUGUGACCGCGGAUCUUCUUUCGACUUGUGCGCGCAAAAGGAAUUAAACUCCAUAUCAAAUACAACUAAUUUUAGGCGGGGUUGUUUAGAAUCAAUCAAAAGCUAUCUACAAUACACUUGGUUUCAAUGGGCUUUUGUGACUUUACUCUUGGCGCUGAUAAAUGAAAUGAUCAUGUUCAUUGGACUAAUCGUCUACUUGCAUACCCUCAGCGAUUAUCGACUACUCAAUGACAAUGAUGACAUGGAGAAUACAAUCAACUAUGGAAACUCGCCCGAUACAAAAAGCAGCAGCAGUUCGGAAAGCAGCGUUUUAAGCAACGCAAAUCAAAACGCCAACAACAAUAAAAGUAGGUCAUCAAAUUCGAAAACCAAUUGUUCCAGUGAAUCUGUCACGAGUUUCGCGACUUUGAAAACAUUACAAAAUAAUCAGACAUUUUUAAAAAAUGAACUGAUGGAAAAUUUCAAUUCCAAUAACAAUGACUGCAAAAAUGAUACAAAUCCAACGUUAAAAGAUGCAUACAUGCAAAACGCUCAGGCACAAAAAAAUUCAAAGGGCACUCUUAAAAAGCAAAAUAUUGAAAAUGACGUGAUAGAAACUCGUCUCUCAAAGAGCAUUUCCAUUCACGAAAACGUGGCUGACAAAAACCAUUGUUUGCUAUUAAGCAAUAAAAAUGUAUUUGAUAUGCUUGCUGGAGGAAAAGAAAAACUGACCGCAAAAGAAAACCAAAAAAAUCUUCGAAAAAAAAAAUCUCGUCAUGAAGACAAAAAUAACAUAAAAAAUAAAAUUUACCAGCAAAUAGAUAAAAGUGAUCAUAUUAUGAAAGAAAAUAAACAUAACUUGAUCGCUUAUAACAAAUCACAAAACUCUUCCCCCGAAGCCGAUGCCGAUACCGAAGUUGAAACUGUAACCACCGAGUCGACAGAAGUCACUGAAACAACUAGUGAAGGGGGGGAUGGUGCAGAAGGAGAUCCUAGCUCCAUGGGUGAAGAUGAAGAAGAAGGGGAAGGAGAAGAGGGAGUGGAGGAAGAAGAAGAAGAAGAAGAGGGAGAACCAUUAUCAGAACUAGAACUAGCAAAAAAGGAAGGUAAAAGAAUGAAAAAAGAUGCUAAAGCAAGGGCAAAAGCAUUAAAAAAACAAGCAAAACUAGAAGCAAAAAGGCUUAAAAGGGAAGCAAAACUAAGAGCAAGAAGACUUAUAAAAGGAGUGAAGGAGGGGCAAGAAGGGGAGGGGGGAGAAGGGGAGGGAGAAGAAGAGGAAGAGGAAGAAGAAGAAGAGGAGGGGGAGGAGGAAGAAGAAGAGGAGAAGGAGGAGGGAGAAGAAGAGGAAAAAGAAGAAGAGGAGGAGGAGGAGGAAGAAGAGGAAGAAGAAGAAGAGGAGGAGGAGGAAGAAAAAGAGGAUGAAGAAGAAGAGGAAGAAGAAGAAGAAGAAGAGGAAGAAGAGGAAGAAAAAGAAGAAGAAGAAGAAGAGGAAGAAGAAGAAGAAGAAGAAGAGGAGGAAGAAGAGGAAGAAGAAGGAGAAGAAGAAAAAGGAGGAAGAAAACAGUUGACAGGUCUAGCGUUAGCAAAAAUGAAGGCUAGAAAAAUUAAAAAAGAGGCCAAAGCAAGGGGAAAAGCAUUAAAAAAACAAGCGAAAAAAGGAGCAAAAAAACUUAAAAGGGAUGCAAACGCACGUGCAGAAAGACUUAAAAGAGCAGCAAAAAAUCGUGCUAGAAAAGAUCAAAGAGGGCUAAAACGAGGAGCAAAAAAAAUUCAAAGAGGUGGAAAAAGAGGUGCUAAAAAAAUCCAAAGAGGAGCACGAAGAGGGGCUAAAAAAGUCCAAAGAGGAGCACGAAGAGGUGCUAAAAAAAGUCAAAGAGGAACACGGAGAGGUGCUAAAAAAAUUCAAAGAGGAUCACGAAGAGGUGCUAAAAAAAUUCAAAGCAGAGCACGAAAAGGUGCUAAAAAAAUCCAAAGAGGGGCAAAAAGAAGUGGCAGACAAAGUAAAAAAGGUGCUAGACAAUUAAAAAGAGGAGCAAAACGAGGGGCUAAAAAAAUACAAAGAGGUGCUAAAAGGGGAGGUAAAAAAAUUCAAAAAAGAGUAAAGAGAGGUGCCCGAAAAAUUCAGAGAGGAGCAAAAAAAGGGGUUAAAAAAACUCAGAGAGGAGCUAAAAGAGGUGCUAAAAAAGUUAAAAGAGGAGCUAAAAAAGGUGCUAAAAAAACUCAAAGAGGAGCCAAAAAAGGUGACAGACAAAUUAAAAAAGGUGCAAAACAACCGAAAAAAGGAGUAAAAAAAGGAGCUAAAAAAGGGGCCAAAAGAAUUCAAAAAAGUGCCAAAAAAAGUGCAAAACAAAUCAAAAAAGGAGCCAAAAAAAUUAAAAAAGGAAUGAAAAAAGGCGCGAAACGAAUUAAAAAAUCUGCAAAAAAAACCGGUAAAAAAAUUAAAAAAUCUGCAAAAAAAACCGGUAAAAAAAUUAAAAAAGGUGCCCAAAAAAUUAAAAAAGGGGUAAAGAAGGGAGCCAAAGCAAUCAAAAAAGGAGUUAAAAAAGGCGCAAAAAAAGUGAUGAAUACUAAAUAUGGCAAAAAAUUAACGAAAUCUGCAAAGAAAACAGGUAAAAAACUUAAAAAAGCAGGACAAAAAAUUAAAAAAUCAGCCAAAAAAACCGGCAAAAAGAUUAAAAAAUUAGGUAAAAAAAUUAAAAAAUCAGCUAAAAAAACCGGUAAAAAGAUUAAAAAAGCCGGACAAAAAAUUAAAAAAUCAGCCAAAAAAACAGGCCGAAAAAUUAAAAAAUCGGCUAAGCAAACUGCCAAAAAUAUUAAAAACAUGAAAAGAUUAAGACUUGUCUAUAAGUAA
Molecule: messenger RNA, 3456 nt
Organism: Helobdella robusta
Lineage: Eukaryota; Metazoa; Annelida; Clitellata; Rhynchobdellida; Glossiphoniidae
Exons: 6
Coding region: 1-3456 (1151 amino acids)
Cellular component (GO): membrane
Source: RefSeq, a predicted model, not a curated record